Messenger RNA from Fusarium tjaetaba, 288 nucleotides. RefSeq lists its product as uncharacterized. Bases 1 to 288 code for a protein of 95 amino acids. NCBI's taxonomy places the organism in Eukaryota, Fungi, Ascomycota, Sordariomycetes, Hypocreales, Nectriaceae. The record is from RefSeq and is a predicted model, not a curated record. The transcript has 2 exons.
AUGACAGUCCGAUACAGAACGGACUGGGUCGAGAAAGGUCUAGACAGAUAUCGAAUGCAGCUCAUCAGAAGCCCUCGCAAUGACCGACAUCUCGGUGUUUACUGCGACGCUUUCAAAGCACCCGUUGGUUUUGUCAUCAACCCUCAGUGUUUCUGGGGAGAUGCAUACUAUGUUGAUGUCAGCGCUGCUCGAGCUCCUGCAGGCCGAAGGGCAGUUCGAGACGCUCAUAACAAAACUUGCAAUGACUUCGAAGUGUACACUGGCUGCAAAACAAUCAGAGAGUUCUAA